GGGAAUCUCUGCCCUAAACCAAAACCCAUUAAUUCUCUAUGGUAGUGCUAAACCAUCACGGAUGUAAAAUAUCUUUGGCCACCAGUGGCGCUGUUGUGCGGACCGAGCGUUUACCCGGAUGCAAAGCGUUUCUCUGGACAUUCUCUGUCAGUCUACCCGGGACAAAGCACUGACGCAACGGUGCACCUUCGUCGGACCUCGUGCUGUGAGGAAGUCACUAAACAAAACCCCACGUCCGCCGUCGCUGGCAGUUAUCGACCACCUGCUCAACAAACACCGUGAGCAGAAAGACAUGCUGAAGCUUGUGGACCAGGACUACGCUGCUCUGCACAACUCCUGUACAGACCCCAACAGCAUGCUCCACCCAACAACAAAACUACAUAUCCUACAAUAUGUAAAGCACCUCGGCAAAUUGUUGAACACCAGUUCCUCUUUAAACGUCAGUCCAGAAAAACUGCAAAAGAGGCUGAAACUCUGUCACUCUCUGACAGAGGCGAGUGAGACCACUAGUGUGCCAGUUGUUACGAUGUCGGUUGCAAUUGUUCACCCACCUCCACCUGUUCAGAUGCUGACUCAAGCCUCUAUUGAGAAGGUUGUACUCAACGUCAUGGAAAAGCAGCAGCAACAUAAACAGCAACAACAACAACCGGGGCAAAAGAAGGGACACACGAAAGACAAAGUUCUUUCAGCUAGAACUGGAUGCCACACAGAAAAGGGUGACAGAGAAAGGACAGCAGAAGAGGAAGAGAAAACAGUCGUCACAUUCAAACUCGGUUCCCUGGAGUAACAGGGAAGUACAUUUUCUGCCCCGCUAAAAUCUUUUCACUAUACAAAGACCAGGGCAUGGAUAAGGAAAUGACGUGGAGAGUGUUCCAGGGCUCUGCUUUCUUUGAGAAAGAAAAACAGAGAUUGGAGGCUGAAAGGAGGAAAGAAGAGAAAUAAUAGGGGGAGUUCCAUCUAGCAUUUUAAGUCCAAUUAUUUGUAAUAUUCAUGUUGUAAUUUGUUUAUAUAUUGGUUUCUUGCAUUUGUGACUUUGUACAUCAUUCUUUAUAUUUGGUUUUAUGGUUUGAUAUUCAUUAGUUUAAUUAUUUAGAUUGUUUGUUGUUUGUGUAGGACUAUACAAAUCUGUUGAUCUAUCAGUGUUCAACAUUUACUGUCCCAAGUUAAUAAAUAUAUUUCAAUUA
This is a messenger RNA of Gasterosteus aculeatus aculeatus (three-spined stickleback), 1184 nucleotides long. Lineage: Eukaryota; Metazoa; Chordata; Actinopteri; Perciformes; Gasterosteidae. The record is from RefSeq and is a predicted model, not a curated record.